Molecule: messenger RNA, 1282 nt
Organism: Colias croceus (clouded yellow)
Lineage: Eukaryota; Metazoa; Arthropoda; Insecta; Lepidoptera; Pieridae
Exons: 9
Coding region: 24-1256 (410 amino acids)
Biological process (GO): proteolysis
Molecular function (GO): zinc ion binding; metalloendopeptidase activity
Source: RefSeq, a predicted model, not a curated record
AAUAAAAAUUGUAUUGCAAUUUUAUGACUACACACUUGUUCGAUAUGAACAGUCGCUGUUGUAUACUUUUUACACUAUUUCAUUUUAGCAAUGCAUUAUGGAAAAGGGGAGUAAUACACUAUACGAUUAAUAAUAAAGAUUAUGAUCUACACUCGCAAGAUGAAAUCGUGGCCACAUUUUCAAAGAUUCAAGAGGAAACGUGCCUGAAGUUUUUUAUGACUACUUCAAAUAGUACAAGUGAUAAAAUACUGUUUAUCAGCAAUCCGGAUCGAUUGAAAACGUGCCCGCCAAGCGUGUACGACUAUUCUAAGAGUUUUGUGCUCAUGCCGAUUGGAUAUAAAUGUGUGAACCAGCGUGAUAUAGCUCGAAUAGUUUAUGACAUGAUUAAAGCGAGUAUUGAGAACAUUGUUUCGCCAGUGAACAGUUACGAUUUGGUCAAGAAAUUUCAAAUGAAAGACAGGGACACGAGCACACUAUUAUCUCAAUCAGAACGAGAUUACAUCAAUACGCAUUAUUACCAAGAAUGUGGUACUCAUGACAAGACCUUCCUAGCAAGAAGACGAAAUGAUGAUGAUAAUACCGCAGUAUUGAGCGCUGAUAAUAUGAAUUACUAUAAGGAUAAGGUGUGGCCACUGGGCAUCUUGUUAUAUGGCAUUGAUGAUGAAUUACGCGGUACCGCAGACCACGACAUACUGACCCAAGCAAUGGCUAGCAUAGAACUAGCUACAUAUGUCGUUUUCCAAGAAGUAAAGAACGACAAAAUACUCGCCCCGAAGAAUUUGCUAUGGUUCAGUAAGAACGGAGAUGAUGGUCCUGCGUUUGGUGUGCAACAGGGAAACCAGACCAUAAAACUGUCAUCCAUGGUGCAUGGUGCGGCCGGUCAUACUGCACAUACAAUUAAUAAUCUAAUGCGAGCUCUCGGUGUCCACAUGACGUCGAAUCGCUUCGACAGAGACAGCUAUGUUACUGUGAAUUGGAACAACGUGGUGGAUGGUAAAGAGCAGUAUCUAGAACGAGCGCCAGAAGAAUCAUGGCUGCCGCAUAUUCCAUACGAUUUUAUGAGUGUCACUCAUGCGCCGGCGAAUUAUAUGUGCAGUGUUUGUGAGCUAGGAGCUAGCACUGUACAACCUAUACAGGAUCACCAAUGGCAACGUACCAUGUCUAUGGGUCACACCACAGUGCUCACGGACGCAGACAGACAGACGGUUAAUCUUUUAUAUAGCGAACAGUAUCGCAAGCGGUUCGGUGGUGUGUGAAGUCAAAAUAAAAUGCUUUAAAAAUU